AAAAGGAGCGGACCUGCACAGGUCCCUCUCACUGUGACGAUGCGGGUCAUGCAGGAGAGUCUGUGGGUCCUACCUCUGGCACUACUGGGGCUGUUAAAGCCAUGGGCUGCAGGCGACUCACUCAGUCAGGUGUGUGACCCAUCCAAAGAUGGCACCAUCUAUAACUACAAAGCUAAGACCCUGAAUGGGAGUCGUUCAGUCUCCCUCAGUGAGUACAUGGGGAAGACCGUCCUCUUUGUCAACGUAGCCACUUACUGAGGACUCACCUUCCAGUACCUGGAGUUGAAUGCACUACACGAGGAGAUGAAGGAUUAUGGGUUCACCAUUCUCGGGUUCCCCUCCAAUCAGUUUGGAAAACAGGAGCCAGGAGAGAAUCAUGAGAUUCUGGCCACUCUAAAGCAUGUCCGACCAGGAAAUGGUUUCGUUCCAAACUUCCUGCUAUUCCAGAGGGGGGAUGUGAACGGAGACACAGAACAAGGAGUCUACACCUUCCUCAAAAACUCCUGCCCACCAGUAGGGGACAGCUUUGGGAACCCCACCAACAGGCUGUUCUGGGAGCCCCUGAAGAUGAACGACAUCAAGUGGAACUUUGAGAAGUUCCUGGUCGGACCAGACGGAAAGCCUGUGAUGAGGUGGUUCCCCCGGGUCACAGUGUCCGAGGUUCGGAUGGACAUCAUCAAAUACUUCAGUCAACUCUUCUCCCAGUCCACCCAGCAGAACAUCGACUAAGGCGUCCCAAAUGACACCCUAUUCCCUAUGUAGUGCGUUACUGGAAAUUCUCCAAUUGACCAGGGCCUAAAAGGUUCUGGUCAAAGGUUAUGCAUUAUAUAGGAAUAGGGUGUCAUUUGGGACAGCCUGUGUUGUCAUCAGGGCUGGGGUCAAUUCCAUUUCAGUUGAGUAAAUUCCUGAAUUGAAAUGGAAUUCAUCCCAACCCUGAUAGGCUGAAUUUGAACAUUCUACAGAUGUAUUAGAUUGACCCUUUAGAUACAUGAAAACACAGUGGAACGGUUUCCAGGAUUCAGAUUAAGCUUCUUUCUGGACUAAAAAGCACUUCCAAUGGAAAUUCUCAGAUGAGCAUGCUUUAAUUUUAUUUCAGGAGUAGGCUUAAUCUGUAUCAGGGAAACCAACACUUUUUCCAUUCUUAAAAAAAAAAAAAUAAUGUCCCCUUGUAAAAAAAACUCAAUACAAACCAUGUGUAGAGUAGAACUUCUCGAAACCAGCUGAAAGAAGAAAUGUAAAUCAGUUGAAAUGAACGGUUGUCUGUGGUGGUACAGGGUAAGGGGUUGCUGGUCAUAAGGAGGUGGCAUGUCGUAUGAAGGCGAGGCUUGAAAACAGUGAUUCUGUGGUGCCAAGCCUGAGUCUAGGGUCCAGGCCAGUCCUUCAGUGCAUUCAGGCUGGGCCUGGUAACCCUGGGAGCCCUGCUACCUCCUGGUCCUACUACCCAGAUCAGACGCCUGUUACCCAACUGCUGCUGCCCGACUCAUUCAUGUCAAUAAAUCACGUCAAUGCAA
Molecule: messenger RNA, 1511 nt
Organism: Coregonus clupeaformis (lake whitefish)
Lineage: Eukaryota; Metazoa; Chordata; Actinopteri; Salmoniformes; Salmonidae
Product: glutathione peroxidase 3-like
Exons: 5
Biological process (GO): response to oxidative stress
Molecular function (GO): glutathione peroxidase activity
Source: RefSeq, a predicted model, not a curated record